This is a messenger RNA of Styela clava, 657 nucleotides long. Lineage: Eukaryota; Metazoa; Chordata; Ascidiacea; Stolidobranchia; Styelidae. The record is from RefSeq and is a predicted model, not a curated record.
CUCCUUGUCGAUGAGCUUCAGCUAUCGGCAUCAAAGACCUUCUGUUCGACCAUUCUCAGUUCGUUACACACUAGAUUCUCAGAUGUCAUGUCAACUUCAGUACAAAGCGAAGGAGUAAGCAUUUACCACAAGUCCACCUGGUUGAAUCCCUUUCACAAGGGCAAAUUUUUCAGCAGACAGAUGCGAGUCUCGGUGCGGAUAGCUGUUGAAACUGAAGCAGAUACUUCUACGGCUCAGGAUGAAUCACGUCAUGGACCCCUGCCACAAAUGGAUCAUAGUCAAGAGCAAAUGGAAACCGUGAAUUCAUCUAGUGAAAUUCAUGGACUUUUUGAGAGAGGCCUAGAGAACUCUGGCAGUUCUUCAGACUCGGAAAGUUCAAAUAUUGUGUCAGAGGAAAUAGCUUGGUACUUAAAACGAAAGGAUGAUGAUAAAGAGUCACCACCUGCACCAUUGACCUGGUGGGAUAACAAUGGAGCCCGUGCCCCUUUGCUCAAGAGAAUGGCAGUGAAGUAUCUGAGUGUACCCGCAACCUCGGCUGCUUCAGAAAGGGCUUUUUCUUUUGCUGGACUGACUGUUUCACAGUUGAGAUCACGACUAACGAGUGCCCAUGUUAAUGAACUCAAUUUUCUCUACUGCAAUAAGAAAUUGUUGGAGUGA